AUGCUCUACUCCACCAUCUUCUUCGCCGCCUCGGCCUUCUCUGGCCUUGCCGCCGCCCAGGUCCAGUCUGGCAACUACACCAUCGACCCUAACUCGGUCGACUCUACCACCAGAGCCAACUGGUGCCGUGCCGAGACCAACACCUGCCCUAUCCUGUGCGGUGGUAACCUCUACAAGUCCAACACCUGCACUCAGUCCGACCUGACCUACACCUGUGUCUGCAACAAUGGUGUCAGCCCUGAUAUGUCGCUGUACCAGAACACCAUCCCUACCUUCGUCUGUAACGAGUACAAGGGCCAGUGCCUCGCCACCAACGCUGGAAACGCCACUGCUCAGGACCAGUGCCAGAAGAUUUCUUGCGGCAACCAGACUGCCUCCAACAUCAUCUCUUCUUCGACCUCUGCUUCCAGCUCUUCUGCUACUUCCAGUAGCGGCACCGUUGCCAGCGCUACUUCCGCUGUCGCUAGUGGCGCUUCCUCGGCUGCCUCGAGCGCCUCGUCCGCUGUCUCGACUGGUGCUGCCACCGCAGUCACCGUCGGCAACGGUGCUCUCGUCGCCUCUCUGUUCGGUCUUUUCGCCUACGCUCUGUAA
This is a messenger RNA of Aureobasidium namibiae CBS 147.97, 591 nucleotides long. RefSeq lists its product as uncharacterized. The record is from RefSeq and is a predicted model, not a curated record. The transcript is spliced from 2 exons. Lineage: Eukaryota; Fungi; Ascomycota; Dothideomycetes; Dothideales; Saccotheciaceae. Bases 1 to 591 code for a protein of 196 amino acids.